GGGAUGGAGGUGUGGAGGCUCGCUGUCACGCUGUCUUCUCUUCCUCUUCCUCCUCUUCCUCCUCCUCUUCUUCCUCCAUCACAUACGCUGCUGAUGCUGAUGCUGAUGCUGAUGCUGAGCUCGCCGUUUGCGUAGGAGCUCUUCUUCUUUUCCUCCUCCUCCUCCAAGAAGAAGAAGAAGAAGAACAACAACAGGACAUUUCCUCCGCCUUCCUUCCUUCCUUCCUUGACGUCCGCCUGGCAGAUUGUCCCAGACUUUGCAUCCAGCCAGCCAGCUGUCAGCCAAUCAGGCGCCUCCAGAUGACAAUUCCUCUUAUCUCGGAAGGAAGUUGAUGGAGAGUCUUUCGAAUGACAGCCGGCACCGUGGUCAUCACUGGUGGAAUCCUUGCUACUGUCAUCUUGCUGCUGAUCAUCGCAGUACUUUGUUACUGCAGGCUGCAGUAUUACUGCUGUAAGAAAGAAGAGUCCGAGUCGGAGGAGGAGGAGCCGGACUUCGCCGUCACAUCCCGCCUGCCGCCGGUCCACUCCAACCACAACAUUGUGGCGGCCACGGCCGCCGCCUCCUCCAUCCCCAAUGGCCCCGCCCUCUUCCCCACCCCGCCGCUGGCCAGGAAGCUGACGCGCUCGCAGACCUUCUGCCCGUCGUGCACUCACUACGAGCUGCCCUUCUACCUGCAGCCGCCGCCGGCCCCGCAGCUCCACCAGGCCGAGGCGGGCUUGAGGAACGGCGGUGAGCGGCUGAGCUACCGCGGCGCUCAGCAACCUCCCGCGCCGCUCCGGCAGCCGGACAUGGCGCUGCCCGUGCCCGUCAACGUCUCCGACUACCGUAAGCCCCACCUGGCGCGCUCGGUCACCAUGAGGGACAUGUUGGUCCGCAGCUGCAGCAUCAGUACUGAUGUGUGACGUCCCCUGGCUUCUCCUGGACCAGGUGGCGCUCACGUGGGAGGACUGAGGACAAGAGCGUGGCCCGCACCAUGGGAGACACCUCACUUUGGCUCCAAGAGCGUGGCCCGCACCAUGGGAGACACCUCACUUUGGCUCCCACCUCCAAGAGCGUGGCCCGCACCAUGGGAGACACCUC
This is a messenger RNA of Nerophis ophidion (straightnose pipefish), 1080 nucleotides long. RefSeq names its product family with sequence similarity 163 member B, genome duplicate a (gene fam163ba). NCBI's taxonomy places the organism in Eukaryota, Metazoa, Chordata, Actinopteri, Syngnathiformes, Syngnathidae. The record is from RefSeq and is a predicted model, not a curated record. The transcript has 3 exons. The coding region runs from base 348 to 902 and encodes 184 amino acids.